Messenger RNA from Pangasianodon hypophthalmus (striped catfish), 5071 nucleotides. It is a transcript of the gene pip5k1aa, whose product is annotated as phosphatidylinositol-4-phosphate 5-kinase, type I, alpha, a. Gene Ontology annotation, biological process: phosphatidylinositol metabolic process. Gene Ontology annotation, molecular function: phosphatidylinositol kinase activity. The coding region runs from base 332 to 1948 and encodes 538 amino acids. The transcript is spliced from 17 exons. Lineage: Eukaryota; Metazoa; Chordata; Actinopteri; Siluriformes; Pangasiidae. The record is from RefSeq and is a predicted model, not a curated record.
GCACGGAACAACCACUAGAUGGCGCGUAAUAGGUUUCAGUACACAGAGAGCAGGUUUUUAAGGAUGUUAUUAGAAAAGAGAAGGAAAUGGAUGCCACUGAAAAUAUGCGGAGCAGAUUUGAUAAACUCGGCGAUUUAGGGGUGUAGUCUUGAAGAAGAGGAAAACUAUCAACAGGAGUGGGUUUAAAGCAGCGAGAAGAAAACGCAACGUUGCACGGCGACUGUAAUCAUUCUGCUGUCUCAGUGGAGUCAACAAGUGAAGUGCAAACUAUCAACAAAAAACAAGAAGAGACAUUGUAAGUGAACGUGACCUAUGAAACUUCCUCCAGAGAAUGGCUACAGCUGAUCCAGUCUCCACCGAGGGAGCGAACUCCAAUAAUGUGGUUACUCUGUUAUGGAGGAGGCGAUUGUUUCCUCAGAGAGGAGCUGCUGGAACUCUUAGGAUGACAUCUGUUGAAGGCCAGACCUCUUUGAGUUCAUCGCAGACUAAUAAGAGAACCAUUGGUCAUCGUGGGAUUGACCACACAGGGGAGACUACAUACAAAAAGACAACUUCAUCUGCCCUGAAAGGUGCGAUCCAGCUGGGCAUCGCGCACACAGUGGGCAGCUUGAGCCAGAAGCAAGAGAGAGAUGUUCUCAUGCAGGACUUUGAAGAAGUGGAGAGCAUUUUCUUUCCCAGCGAGGGCAGUAAUUUAACCCCUGGACACCACCAUGGCGACUUCAGGUUUAAAACCUACGCUCCAAUUGCCUUCCGCUACUUCAGAGAGAUGUUUGGGAUUCGAUCUGAUGACUACCUCUAUUCUCUGUGUAACGAUCCCCUGAUAGAGCUGUCAAACCCUGGGGCGAGUGGGUCUCUGUUUUAUGUCUCCAGUGAUGAUGAGUUCAUCAUUAAAACUGUCCAGCACAAGGAGGCAGAGUUCCUGCAAAAAUUACUGCCUGGGUACUUUAUGAACCUGAACCAGAACAAGCGUACACUGCUUCCAAAAUUCUAUGGGCUCUACUGCAUUCAGGCUGGAGGGAAGAACAUCCGCCUUGUGGUAAUGAACAACCUGCUGCCGCGCACUGUUCCCAUGCACCUCAAAUACGACCUGAAGGGCUCCACGUACAAGCGUCGUGCCUCACCUAAGGAGAGAAUGAAGAGCCUUCCCACCUAUAAAGACUUAGACUUCAUGCAGGACAUGCCCGAGGGCCUACUACUGGAGACAGAUCACUACAGUGCACUCUGCAAGACCAUCCAACGAGACUGCCUGGUGCUGCAGAGCUUCAAGAUCAUGGACUACAGUCUCCUAGUGGGGAUUCACAAUGUGGACCGGCCUGGAGAUGAGGCAUCCAUGCCAGUGCCUGAUCAGAAGAAGAAUCAGGGCCAGAAGCCCCUCUACUGCACGACCAUGGAGGCGAUCCAGGGCGAGGUCAAGGGCAAGGCUGCACCACUGUGCACUGAGAGCACGGGAGGAAUGCCAGCACAUAACUCAAAGGGGGAGAGGUUGCUGAUCUUUAUUGGGAUCAUUGACAUCCUCCAGUCCUACAGGUUUGUGAAAAAAUUGGAGCACUCGUGGAAAGCCUUGGUUCAUGAUGGGGAUACAGUGUCAGUACACAGGCCUGGUUUCUAUGCAGACCGCUUCCAGAAGUUCAUGUCCAUUACCGUUUUCAAGAAAUCUUCGUCAAAAACAUUGCCUUCCAAGAAGAUACGAGGAGUCAUUGCAGGGCAACGCAAGGCAAGCACUGCAGCGGCUGGACAAACCCAGCAGGGUCAGUCGUCGGUUAUGGUAGCACUGACAAAUGCAGAGCAAACUCAGCCAGACGAGGAGUCGACUCAGAUACAUAGCAACAGUGCUGUGUCUCCCACCUCAGAGACACCAGGAAGUGGAGAAAACGAUCCGUGCCCUGACCUCAUUAGUAGCCCUCUUGCAAGUGACUUAGCUGAUAACACACUCAGAAGAAUGGAAUAGCGGAAGCUAAAUUGCUCUAAAAAGGAACAGUGAUAUACUGCUUUAAGGAAGACAGCCAAAGGUUUUUUUGGAUGGACAUCAGCAGACAAAGUAUGAGGAAAACCAAAGUGAAAGGAAGGCGGAUACAGAAAGUACUUUACACUGCAGCAAAGCACACACAAGCUGUACAAAGGUGUUCCUUGGGUGACUUCUGCAUCCAGGGUUGCUGCUAAAAAAAAAAUAAAAAAAAAACAUUAAGAAAAGUAAGAUGUGUGUUAGCAAUCACAAACACACAUGCCAAAUAUGAACUCUUUGAAAUAAUUAGUUGAAAUGAACAUAUCCUUUGUGCCUCUAUACACUGCAUGCAGAAUUAUAUAGAUAGUUUUUCAUAUGGUUUUUUUGUUUGUUUGUUUUUUUUUGGGGUUUUUUUUUUUUUUAUGAACAUGGUUUAACACUGAGCCAUAAAGGUUCCCUUGCUAGGAAAAAGGAGAGGGAAACGGACAGCUGCGAUUUAAAAGUUCCACUAGUGGAGGCGAUAAUGGAGGCUUUUAUAGGGGUUUUUGAGUAUUUAGUAUUAAAUGAUGUUUUAAAUUUGCUGAAAUUGGAAAUUCAGACCUGUUUUAACUAUGAAAAAGGCAACGUACCUUUGCCAAUGUGAACAAUAUUUAGUCAGCUCGCUAAGAAAAUGUUCUGGAGAGGCUCAGUAUUAAGGGAAGUGGAAAGCAGAGUGGGGCGAAAAAUAUCAUCACGGUUUCUGAUACACAGUAUGUACAACGAGAUAACAAACUGCUCACAAAAUAGUAGCUGUGUUAAAAAAAACUGAGUUCAUUGAUGCUUUUAUUUAACAUCAGCAAAAAUAAAUUAAUAGUGAAAAAGAGGAAAAAAAUGAAACAUUUGUUCAAAAUUGUAACAUUUUACAGUUUUGAAGAUCCAGGACAAAAUUGUAACAUCUAAUCAGCUGCUUUAAAUCAGUAAAAUACAAGCAAGUAAAUGUAUUGAGACAUAAUUUAUAUCGAUAGCGAUAUUAUAUCAUCAUAUUAUCCAGCCCUAGAGCAGAUCUUAUUUAAUCUUAACCAGAAGACUCAGAGUUAGUGUUGGAAAAUAGUUAUGGUAUAGAAAUAUUACAUGACAUACACAAUACUUUAACCUAUCAGUAUAUUAUUCCAAUGCUUGCCAGAUGAAAUGUGCAUGUUUACUAAACUAUUUAGCUAUUAUUCUCAUUAACAGAGCUUACGCCUUCAGAAAUAUUCCUUUGCUUACAUUCUGCUUCAGCUUUAAGAUAAUUGCAUACAAAUAAUAAAGCUUUCUGACUAUGUUAAUUGAUCAAAAUGGGGUGUGCGCUACAUGAAUUAUGUUUGCAUUAAUUAAUUUACAUUACAUGUAUUUUCUUCUAAAAAGCUAUCUCAAGUUAGGUGUAGUUCAAUAGGCAACUGAAAAUAUUAUGGGUGUUGUAAAAUCUGGUACAACGGGCCUCAUUUAUCAAUCUCGGUAUGAAUGGAUUUGUCCGUAAAUUGUUAUUACGAGCCGUUAAACAAGAAUUUUGGUGUUCAUGAAAUUCCCGUAAUUUCAGAAACAAAGUUUGUAUCCUACUCAUGCUUCUGAGUGUGUGUAUAUUUACUCAGAAGAAGACUAACUAAUAUAAACCUCUACUUGAUCGCCUUAAGAUCAUAUCAUUACUGCAUUUUUAUAUCUGGAAUAUACUGUCGAGGUUAAAUUGCUUGUUUUUAUUACGUUUACAGCGUUUAGCAGACGCCCUUAUCCAGAGCGACUUAUAGAAGGGCUUUGGAAUCAAAAACACAUCCUCAUGCUAGUUCACUAAGUCAGGGACUAAGAAUAAGAACAUCAAGAACAUUUAGUGAAAACCAGAUGUUUUAUUUUAUUGACAUUUACAAAUGUCUCAGCUGAUGGAAGAUUUAGCAUUGCUCAUUAUUAUUAAUAUUAUAUAUUAUUAAAUAGUUUUAUUGGCAUAGAAGUGAGUCAAAAUAACGUCAACUUCUGUCUUUCAACCUUUACCCUGAUCAUACAUUUCAUGCUCUCAGCUGUCUGUGCAUGUGACCUUUUAUAGAGUUUGUGGUUGUCGCUAAAUGCAAAUGAGCUGUGUGAGGAACUCGUCCUGCAGUUUACAGGUGAUCAAAACUUUUGUAAAUCUGCCAGACAAGUCUAGUUCGGUUUGGCUUACGCAAACAUUUACACAUAACUUUGCUGAAAGAUUGAUCAGUGAGGCCUGAUGUUCUGAUAAAUACGCAAUGAUGAUUUGAGAGGACACCGAUUCGUUUCACCUUUGUCUUAUUGUUAUCUUAGUAAGCCUUGUGAAAUGUUUAUCAAAGCGGUGCUGUCUGAUUUUAUAUGAAUUGUACUCUUUUGUAAUUUUCCAGUCUUAAAAUACAAUGUCAACAUUUGUUUUUUUGGGGGGGUACAUAUUGGUUUUUAUUUUGACAAAAUUUGAUUUUUAAGAGCCUUUCUUAGCCAUCAUGUGACUGUUUUUUUGCACAAAGAAUUGCACUCGCUCUGAAUAGUUUACAUAUUUUAACAGUGCCUUACAUAUCCAUAUUUGAUUGUUCAUAAAGAUGUAAUUAUCUAAAAUAAGAUUUAUGGGGAAGAGAAAGUAUUGUAGAAUUGGAAUUCAGUCAUGGCCAUAUGUGAUUUGCAGUAAAUAAUCUCAGAGUUUAGUGUGGCAACAAAAAAAAAAGCCACUUUAGGAUACAAGCCUGGAAAAUGACUAUUUAUUUAUCUAUAUUUUAUUUCUUUUAAUUUCAAAAACGGUGUUAUAAGUACUGCCUGUGGGUUUAUGCAAUACGCUGAAGUGUUCCUAGUUGGGAUUUGUACAAAAAUGCAAUGUUACAGACUUUGGUUUUAAGAUGAAUCUUCAUUUAAUACACUCAGGUGUGCUGAAAGUGCUGAGUUGGAAAAAUAAUGGGUUUAUGGUAUAGUGUAGUAAUUCAUUGUGUCUGUGUGUAGAUGGUCUUGUGCAUAUCUUUACAUUCUGUUUGUAUAUAUUAAAUAGGAAUUGUUUUUUUUUUUUUUUAUAAAUAUGGUGGCCCAAAACCUUGCUAAGACACUUUAUACUUUUUUUUUUCCACUUUAAUUUGUCACCUUUCUGUAGAUCCUUAAAACCAGGGCAAUAAAAGCAAUUUGACAAAUCAA